AUGCUGGGUCCACGUUUGCUCCGUCCAGCAUCCUCGCUGGUGCGGCCUUUCACCUCAUCCGCCGUGGCCUUUCGUUCCCCCUCCAUCAGAGAUGUAACAGCUGACUCCGCCGCGGAGUUCAAUCGGCGACAGAAGGAGUUUCGCGAGAACCUUGAAGAGGCUCGCAAGAGAAAGGAACAGCAAGAGAGUCAGUCUGUCAAUGCUUCUGCCUCUUCCCCUACCCGUGAGUCCGCUCCCACUGCUCCGCAUGUGAGCAAUGCGAGCACCGUUGAGCGAGUUCGCCCUGCAUUUGACGCGGCCGAUGCUCUGGAUCAAAAGGCACUAGGCUCACUCGCCAUGCACCGUUAUCUAGGAGACGAAGAAGCGCAGGAAAGCUCAAACAAGCGUGGGCCCCUGUCGUCGCUCAUCUACGGUACUAAGGAAGGCCAGCAUUUCGAUAAGGAUAUCGAGCGAUCGUUUUCGCAGGUACUGGCUCGCGGCAAGUACGUUCAUUCGGUCGUUUUUCACGAUGUCAAGCCCGAUAAGGUCGAUGAAUAUGUCGAUCUCGUGGGCCAGUGGUACCCUCGCAUGGCUGGAACGGAAGAGAACCGGGUCAACCUAGUGGGAAGCUGGCGCACGCAAGUUGGCGACAAUGAUACCUUUGUUCACAUUUGGGAAUACCAGCGCUAUGAGGGCUACCACGCUUCUUUGCACAACAUCUCCGAGCACCCCGGAUUCCGCGAUUUUGACCGCAAGCUCAAAAGCUUAAUCAAGAGCAAGAAGACUUCUCUCAUGCAAGAGUUCUCGUUCUGGCCUACCACCCCGCCCCGCCGCCUCGGCGGACUGUUCGAGCUUCGAUCCUACACCCUGCACCCAGGCAACCUGCUAGAGUGGGAGACCCACUGGCGUCGGGGUCUGUCUGCCCGACGAGAGGUCAUGGAGGGUGUAGGCGCGUGGUUUGUUCAAAUUGGAGACCUGAACACCGUUCACCAUCUGUGGCAGUUUGCCAAUUUGGAAGAGCGCAAGAUCCGACGUGAGCAGUCGUGGGGUGUUGAGGGAUGGGCUGAGACUGUGCACAAGACCGUUCCUCUCAUCCAGUCGAUGCAAAGUCGGAUUCUUGUCCCGAUGCCCUGGAGCCCUGUCGGUUAA
This is a messenger RNA of Penicillium longicatenatum, 1128 nucleotides long. RefSeq names its product NIPSNAP family protein. The transcript is spliced from 2 exons. Gene Ontology annotation, cellular component: mitochondrion. The coding region runs from base 1 to 1128 and encodes 375 amino acids. The record is from RefSeq and is a predicted model, not a curated record. Lineage: Eukaryota; Fungi; Ascomycota; Eurotiomycetes; Eurotiales; Aspergillaceae.